This is a messenger RNA of Daphnia magna, 5054 nucleotides long. RefSeq names its product WD repeat-containing protein 48. Gene Ontology annotation, cellular component: membrane. The transcript is spliced from 13 exons. Bases 2893 to 4662 code for a protein of 589 amino acids. The record is from RefSeq and is a predicted model, not a curated record. Lineage: Eukaryota; Metazoa; Arthropoda; Branchiopoda; Diplostraca; Daphniidae. Gene Ontology annotation, molecular function: ubiquitin binding; potassium ion leak channel activity. Gene Ontology annotation, biological process: protein deubiquitination; double-strand break repair via homologous recombination; stabilization of membrane potential.
AUAACUUUUUUUUUCCAUGGCGAUCGAAGGAUCGCACGCCAGUGACGAUAAACCAUAUGAGUUCUCCUUCCUCUUUUUUACCCCUUCCAUUCCCUUGAUCUUGUUUCCUGUGUCUAUUUGCCGAGUUCUAAACCGUUGGGUUUUUGUUUGUUGGUUUUUCCCAUUUUCUUUACUGUAUGUGUGUGUCAUGUUCGUUUGGGAAGAUCCGCCUCUUGCGGGAUGGAUUAUCUCGUCCAUCCCUUUUUAUUCGCCCCCAUCUCUUAUGUCAUAAUAAUUAUAGACAUGUAUUGAGAACAAAACACAAAAAAAAUUAAGAAACAAAACAAUAAAAAAAAAAAAAGCGAACACAUUUACUAUGAUACGAAAUGGGAGAAAAUGUUCAGUAGAAAACUAUUCCAACCGGUAUCCCUUUUCUUUUUGCCAAUUACUAUUAUUUAUUUUUAUUUUAUUGAUUUGUUACGUUAUUUUUGAUUUAUUUCAUUUACUUUUUAUUCUCUUUUCCCCAUUAGGUUUUUAAUGUCAAAACGGGUCGAGAGGGCUGAAUAUCGAUCUUUUCCGUCAAAAGUCGGCUCAUUCCCUAAUUGUUGCCUGGAUUAUUCAUCUGCGGUUUGCCGAAUUUCCCUGAUGUUUUCCCGAUCGAUACGUGGGAGUGUGGGUGUUGGUGUUGGUGGUGACUCUUGAAAACGAGGUCGCCGCUGUUGUGUCAAUAGUAGUAUCUUUUUUCUCGCUUCUUUCUUUUUGCCUUUUACUCGUCGCAAAGUUUUUGAGGAUGAAAUGUUUCUAUUAUUUUUAUUUUUUAUUAGCAUUAUUUUCGUUGAACGUCACUCGGAAAAAGCAUCCGAGUCCUCUGCCAAGUAAAUGGGAGCAAAAUGAGGACGAUCAAUCCUUUUCAUUUUUCCCAAGUGGAUUAUAUAUCGAUGAUCCAUUUCCCUCGUCUUCCUGAGGUGACGUAACCAGCGAUUGUUUGUACGCAAGGACGAAUAGCGUUGUCAUCGAGAUGCCCUACAUUCAUCCCUUCUCUGCUGAAGAAGAGAACAGUUAUUUAUGGUGGCCCAUCAAGAGAAGAAAAACAAUCGAUCCUGGCUCCGCAUUUGGAGAGUUUUAAUGCUGAAUUAUGGACAAGCUCCACUGUCUUGACUCCUAACUCUGUUUUGUUUUCACGAGAGAGUUGGAAGCGAUAUCACAAAGUGGCUGGUUUCCGUUGUCUCUACGGGAGUCAGCCAAAAGCGGGGGUAAUGAGGUUUUUAUGGAAAUGAGGUUCUAUUGACAUUCAGCUUGAGAAAAGAAGAAAGAAGUUACGGUUUUCGUGUGAGCUGUGGAGUUGACUUAUUUCCCAAGCAUAACAACACUUAAACAUACCGAAACUCACUACACUCACAUCAAAGUUGGAGGGCGUUGAGCUAUUUCGGAUUAUCCUUCCAUCAAGUCAAAAGCGGAGCCAUUUCAGCACACUGCCAUGUAUGACUUCCAGUAUUUCAAUGAAACAAAGUUAGUGUACAGCGCGCGUGGCAUUUCCUCUUGGGAACUUGCCCACCAACUCGACACACAAACAGAAACUGGCUACGGUGGGAAAAACACGGACGUAGCCUUUCUUAAAGAUGCGUAGAAAGAGUUUUCGUUUGCUAUCGAAAGACUUCUUUUAGUCAAUCGAUAAAAUACAAGUGUAUGGAGAGAGAAACAGUACGACAACAACUUGCCGGCGUGACUAGUUAGUGAGGGGGCGGAUGGAGUAAAUAUCCGGUUCUGCAGCCACCGUGACACAGUGGGCGGCAAUGACGAUCGAUCGUGCAAACAUGACGGUCGGUUAUAUGUCGGCCGUUCCAUUUUUCAAGUCAAAUAUUUAUACCAAUGAUCCUUCAUUUAAUGGUAAUAGCCUGUAACCAUGCAAUGGCGGUCAUGACGUUCCAGUUUAAAGCGCUGGAAUUUGUGGAUUUCCAUUCUUGCUCAUGGACUCAGGGCGUAGGUGAACCCCCUCGAAUAAGAAAAAAGGCGCCUUUGCUAUACAUCCGGAAUAAGUAGACGAGGCGGAUUGUGAGAAAAGAUAGCGAAUAAGAGCCCGAUAGAUAUGGAUGGGCAAAGUGAAAGAGCGCUUGCGCUAGAUCAAAAGAAGGCGGCAGGUUUCAUUGAUCGUGCAGCAGCACAGUCAGUCGAGUCCUCUUUCCGCUUUUGCUCCGCUGUGGGGUCUCGCUCUUUUUUUCUUGCGUCUCUACGCACAGCCUCCUCCCUUCUUCUUCCAGUAUAUUGUCCAGACGAGAGCUGAUUACCCGUUGCCUAUUCUGCCCCUUUUCCCUCAAGCAUCGCGUUAUCCGUCCAACUGGCUUCUCCAAGCAUUUGCGCCACCUUUUUUAGUAUUCUUGGCGGCAUUUUCCUGAUAUGAGCUGAUUCAACUCCCUUUUCUCGUCUUCACCUUCCAGAAAGAAAUGUACACACUUGGGUGACCCUCUCCUCCCAGCUGACUGGGCGUUUUUUUUUUUUUGCCACGCGGGCAGUGGUGGUGUUCAAGCAUCCCUACGGUAGAAUCCACCAGUCGUCGAAGGGAUAGCCGAUCGACCAGACCGGUCUGUGACGUACUUUCUAGGUACCAUUCGUAUUGGGGAGUAUUGUGUUGGAUAAGUAAAACGGCCAUAAGCGAAAAAGAGAAUGUCGGCGAGAUGAAGAAAAGUUUCUUUUGCACCAUGAAACCGGAUUGAGCUACUGAGUGCGACCCUCAUCAGAAAUUGAUCUUCUACCAUCCGGAAGAUUGGUUGAAAGGAAAAGAAUAGUCGCCCGCAUCAUCUUUUUGUGCGCACUCUUUCUCGCUCUCUUCUAUAUGUGGAUGUGCAUUACUUGUUCGAUCGACUGUGAACGGAGGGGAUGAUCUAACAGGAGGCAGAGCCAUUGAGCUCGGUGAGGAUGAAGAAGCAGAACGUUCGUACUCUUUCACUAAUCGUCUGCACCUUCACCUACCUGCUGAUCGGCGCCGCCAUCUUCGACGCCCUGGAAUCUGACAACGAAGCCAAAAACGCACAAGUUCUUAGAGAAAUGGAAAACAUGAUUAAAGAAAGGUAUGGCAUCGUGGAUCGAGAUUAUAGGCUGAUGGAAGUUAUGGUGUUGAAAGGAGCUCCUCAUUACGCCGGCAAACAAUGGAAAUUUGCCGGUGCCUUCUAUUACGCCACGACAGUCUUAACGACUAUAGGUUACGGACAUUCAACGCCUCACACGAUAGGCGGCAAAUUGUUCACCAUGGCCUACGCUUUAGUUGGCAUUCCAUUGGGUUUAGUCAUGUUCCAGAGCAUCGGCGAACGGCUCAAUAACUUCUCAUCUUUCGUCAUACGCAACGUCAAACGCGUCCUCAAAUACGACAGCAUCGAAGCGUCGGAGACCAACCUAAUCCUCGUCGUGACGGCAAUCACGACGAUUACGAUAUCGGGUGGAGCGGCGGCCUUUUCCAAAUACGAAGGAUGGACCUACUUUGAUUCGAUUUACUACUGCUUUGUGACACUAACGACGAUUGGUUUCGGCGACAUGGUGGCUCUCCAACAGGAUAAUGCCCUGACGGACAAGCCGGAAUACGUGGCUUUUGUUCUCAUUUUCAUUUUGUUUGGAUUGGCUAUUGUUGCCGCUUGCCUCAAUCUCCUCGUUCUUCGGCUUGUUACGCUGAACACGGAAGACGAACGAAGAGACGAAGCUGCAGCUGUCAAGGCGGCGCAAGGAGCUGUCCGUCUUGAAGGAGAUGUGAUCACUGCAAAUGGAUCGAUUCUGUCCGGUCAAAUCCCACGAGAACACGGCGGCAUUGGUCUGGCCGGUUCGCUCAUCGAUCUAGAAGAUUCGAAAUCAGUAUGCAGCUGUUCGUGCCAAGUGGCACACAAUCACUGCUUCCCUUGCCUGUCGUUGGUUGCCCGAGGCAAGCGAAACAAGGGCCGUAAGAGCCGAAAGUCUGGCGGAACUGUCUGUGCGGAUUAUUCGUGCGGCCCAAGUUCCGCUUCAAUGGUCGGGCGAAGUUACGGAGCAUUGAGUAACACGGGUACCUACAGCGCUGCUAGUUUAGGCAUUUGUGAUGACACCAUCUUUCUCGAGCGGUACACUCCAGCUAGUGGUGUUGGCGAUGCCAUAGACCCAGAGACCGGCCAUCAGGGAGAGUAUUACGAGCUCCAAAAUGCCGAGUCGUUAGUAUCCGCCCGUCUACGUUCUGGUGUUAUUUACGCUUCAUCUACCAGAUCCUCCAUGACGGCGACUUCACCAUCUCGACUCUAUCCGACGUUGAGAAGCACAGCCAGUGGCGUGGAGAGUCCCACACCUGAUCGAGUACUUACUCGACGUCGCCGGGCAGGAGGACCGACAAUUAAUCUCAGUUUACGUGGAUUGAUUCGACGACUUCGUCAUUUCCGUCGACGGGUGAUGAGCACUUUGCAACAUGGCCGUCCUACCGCUCGCCAACGGGUUUCUCAAGCCCGUUCACGCAAAUCAUCUCUAGCAGCGGCCAAGCAGCGAAGUUGCGUCGUUCAAUCCCCGGCUAAUCUUUUAGCAUCAGUUACCAGUGCUGGGCCACCACCCAUUAAUAUUGGUGGACCGGCUCCUUCUACGGACGAUUCCAUUGAUUGCUUCGUCGAUGUUCCCCUCAACGACAACACUUUUUUGACUUGGUCGUCGUCCGCUCUUGCCGAAAAACGAGCUUCGUAUUAGAAAAGCUGUGCAUGAUAGAAAAAGAAGAACAGUGGAGACUGAAGGAAAAAGGCUUUAUCAACCAAGUGAAAGGCACAAAAAAAUUAAUAAAAUUCAACGAGGAAAGAAGCCAAAAAUUGAGUCAUGAGCACCUCCAGCUAAUAGUUUACAUUUAUUCAUCAUUUUUCGCUAAUUUCCUUCCUAUAAUUCAUCUCCGAGUGUUUUAUAAUGUGUACUUUGCAUUCCGCCACCGAAUCCCGAACCUAAUGCAAUUCUUUUCUUCGAUAUCUUGCGGUCAGACUAUACUUCCAUCUUGUACAGAAUUGUUUUUUGUUUGUUUCGUAAAUUACGAAAUUGUUCGAUUACUUCUCACUGAGCGUUUCAAAAUGUCAAAUACAAUCAAGGAGGAAUUA